AUAUAUAUGCGUUUGCCGCUUCAGGGACUGCACACCGGUGAGGUGACGACGACUUGAAAGUGACGAGAGAAAGAGCUUUCGCGUUUCCUAAAAUGGACGAUUCGCCGGAAGUCGACGAGAGUUUCUCAGCGGAAGACGACGACGAAGACCUGUGCCGGAUUUGCCGAUCGCCGGAGGAGCCAGGAAAUCCGUUAAGGUAUCCGUGCUCGUGCCGAGGCUCCAUCAAGUUCGUUCACGGAGAUUGCCUUCGUACCUGGCUCAAUCGCCGCGGCGGAAACAACAAAUGCGAGUUGUGCGGGCGUAGCUACUCGUUUGUUCCCGUUUACUCCGAGAAUGCUCCGGAGAGGCUUCCUUGCGACGAGUUUCUGAUUGGAGUGUUACUGAGAGUAGCACAUUACUUGAAGUUGCUUCUUCUCUGGAUUCCUGUGAUUCUAUUCAACACACUCUGUAUCUCCUUGCAUCCGUCGUGCCAAGUGUUUGUUGCUGACGCCCAGACAGUCCUCAUGUCUCGCAAGCUAGCUUAUCUGUGGGUUAACUUUCUUUGCAGCAGUUGCGUCGCUUUUUCUAUCCUAAUUAUCAGUUUUAUAAGGAUUGAUGUAGAAGAUUUCAGAGUCGGGGGGCUUCCUGGUUGGUUUCUCCCUGAAGGAGGAGGACUUGUUGCUGGAGUUUUGCACUUCUUGUGGAAGUAUAUGAAGAUCCUUUGUGAUUGGUAUUAUCUUAAACUCAUACAGUUCUUGGGGCAACCUCAUCGAGUUAUACUUGUUCCUCCAGUCACUCUACUUGAUGAGUUUGGGGGUUUCCGGAGGCUUCUUUUCUUUUUCGAUGACCAUGUCUUUGCUGGCCUUGCCAUCAGCGUAUUUUGUUGUACCCUCUUUGUUCUUCUGCCGUUUUCAGUUGGAUGGGUUGUAAUAGCAACUGUUGGUGGCAGCUACUUGUCUGGAAAAUCGCCUGUUCUUCUUGGAUACAUUAUUCUGCAGUCAAGUUACUUUGCUUACUUUGGAAUCCUCUUCAUUCUCCAUCAAAGCUCACUUCCCGUCAUAGUUCGAUGCCUUGCGCUGGGGGUUCACUUCAUAACAGUAACAGUGACAUUGCCAUGUCGCUUGUUGGCUUUCUUAGUAAAGGCCUGUAAAAACAUAUUACUCAAUAAGGAUGCUUUUGUCUUGUUCUUAAAAUUUGGUGCUCUGCCUUGGAUUGUUGGUUGGUUCCUCGAUAUCUGCACCUCCCCUAUGUUUGGAACCAGGAGUUUUCAGAUAUAUGAGAUUUUUUUUUGGAUGAUGUCCUUUCGUUGGCUUUCGGGAGUCUGUUACUUGGUAACUGCUGCGAUCAUGCAAAUCCAAGAGAUCAUGCAUAAACGAGCCUUUUGGUAUCUCUUAGAUGUUACAGAUCCAAACUACAAGAUCACCAAACUGAAUCUUCGACACAUGUUCUUUGCUCUUGCUUCUCAUGGGGUAUUGUUGGUGAUUAUGUUUCACUUACCAAUUAAAUCGAUUACGCUUGUCAGUCCAUCUUUUUUCCCUCUUGAGUUAUGGGUCAGCGACGAAAGUUGUUUCAGUGGUGCUGCAUCCGCAAUUUAUUUCAGUCUAAUGCAUGCGGGCUCCGGAUGGUUAAUCGUAAUUACCAAACCAGCUAUGGAACUCAUAGUUCACAAGUGGAUUAUCACUGUUAGUUCUUGGCUUCAGCUGAGUGAUUUCUUGCUGGUAGUGCCCCGAGGAGAGGGCAUGAUGCAACCGAGAAGGCCUUAUGAUGAUAACGGUUUGUUGUUGUAUUCAUUAGCUGAAGGCUCUAUGGUCACAAUCUGUAAAUCACAUAAUGCUGAAAACGAUGUCAAAGAGCAAAGACAUAACAGGUAUCGGACAAGGAUUGCUAUAAUGUUGAUGCUAGCUGCUUUGAGUUUGUUUCUCGUUAGCACAGCCUUUAUGUCUUUGCCAAUUUUGGUUGGAAGAGUAUUCUCUUACUCUAUCUCCUUCAUCCUGCUAAGAUAUGGAGUCAAACAUGACGAUCUUUGUGCUUUUUGGAUUGGAUAUUAUAUCCUCCGAGCAAUCUAUAUCAGCCUUUGCUUUGCAUUUGAUCAUAUUUUGACGGGAAGAACUGAUUUCCUUGUCAAAUAUAUCUUGUUACGAAUAAGAAAUGCUCUUCUCUUCUCUAUAUGGAUCUCUAUCAUACCGGGACUGCUUGGCCUACUUAUCGACCUUAUGAUCAUCAUCCCCUUACGAGUGCCACUAAAUGAAUCACCAAUCUAUUUCUUGAUCCAAGAUUGGUUGAUAGGAGUAGUGGUGCUUCACCUCUGGACCUUUUUGACAAUGCUCACGCCUAUCAAGUGUUUUGCAACCAAGGCAUGGCGAAGGAAGUUGGAGAGAAUCAAGAGCGUGGAAAUCAAUAGUCUUCCUUCAAUGUGGCUGCUUCGAGAUGUGAUUGGCUCCAUCAUAAACACACUUCUGACCACACUCGCCAUCCCUUACGUGCUGGUGAAGUCUCUGUUACCGUUGCUUGGAUAUUCCCAAAGCGUCAAUGCAGCUACGGAGCGGUUUAUUUGGCCAGUAUCAUUAGCCUUGAUUGCGGUGUGGUUCAUGACAAAGCUAACAUUUGAGCUCAUUAUCUACUUGCACAAGUCGAUCUUCAAUGAACGGUACAUGGUGGGUGAGAGAGUUGGGGAUUUGACUGAAGAUCUCUAGAGCAGAAGGGAGGUACUAAUGCUAAUCCAUGGAGUAUGAAAAACACAACAAGGACUAACGAAUUAAAAUAUGUUAAUAUCUUUAACAAUAGUUAGGUUUCUAAUGGUGUAGAUCUUGUCCUUACUUUUGAAUGAGAUUAUAUUGUUAUAAAGUAAUGAAUAAUGGGAAUGAGUCCAUCUCUCUUUGACUAACGUCUCAUUUAUUUAGUUAACUAAUUAAAAUUUUAAGAGGCGUCUUUAUC
Molecule: messenger RNA, 2913 nt
Organism: Raphanus sativus (radish)
Lineage: Eukaryota; Viridiplantae; Streptophyta; Magnoliopsida; Brassicales; Brassicaceae
Product: probable E3 ubiquitin ligase SUD1
Exons: 9
Coding region: 93-2672 (859 amino acids)
Cellular component (GO): endoplasmic reticulum membrane
Molecular function (GO): zinc ion binding
Source: RefSeq, a predicted model, not a curated record